Molecule: messenger RNA, 3388 nt
Organism: Esox lucius (northern pike)
Lineage: Eukaryota; Metazoa; Chordata; Actinopteri; Esociformes; Esocidae
Gene: slc15a1b
Product: solute carrier family 15 member 1b
Exons: 23
Coding region: 105-2321 (738 amino acids)
Biological process (GO): transmembrane transport; oligopeptide transport
Cellular component (GO): membrane
Molecular function (GO): dipeptide transmembrane transporter activity
Source: RefSeq, a predicted model, not a curated record
GAGGGUUUCCCCAUACAGACAGUUACUGUCACCUUCUGAGGGUCCCAGAACUGAACCCUUGUGAAGAACACUGAACAGAGGAGUAUCCCCAACACACUGCAAACAUGACAGAACAAAACCUUGGUGUGAAGAAGCCAAAAAAAAAGGUGGAGGUAUGUGGAUAUCCACUCAGUAUCUUCUUUAUCGUGGUCAAUGAGUUCUGCGAGCGUUUCUCCUACUAUGGAAUGCGAGCGGUUCUGGUGCUCUACUUUAGAUAUUUCCUGAAGUGGGAUGACGAUCUGGCCACCUCCAUCUACCACACCUUUGUUGCCCUCUGCUACUUGACCCCCAUCCUGGGUGCCAUAGUGGCCGACUCCUGGCUGGGCAAGUUCAAGACUAUUGUCUAUUUGUCCAUCGUCUACACACUAGGACAGGUUGUCAUGGCAGUGAGUGCCAUUCAUGACCUCACGGACACAGAUAUGGACGGCGUCCCUAACAACAUGGUCGUCCACGUGGCUCUGUCUAUGACCGGCCUGCUCCUCAUUGCCCUGGGGACCGGUGGAAUCAAACCCUGUGUCGCGGCCUUCGGUGGAGACCAGUUUGAGGACCACCAGGAGAAACAGAGGAGCACCUUCUUCUCAAUCUUCUACCUCUCAAUUAAUGCUGGUAGUCUUCUGUCCACCAUCAUCACACCUAUCCUCAGAGCCCAGGAGUGUGGAAUCCACUCCCAACAGAAGUGCUAUCCUCUGGCCUUCGGUGUCCCUGCAGCACUGAUGGUGGUGGCGCUCAUCGUAUUCAUCAGUGGCAGUUCCAUGUACACUAAGACGGCUCCGAAAGGCAACAUCAUGCUGGAGGUCUGCAAGUGCAUCGGGUUUGCCAUACACAACAGAUUCAGGCAUCGCAGCAAGAAGUUCCCGAAGAGAGAACACUGGAUGGACUGGGCUGAUGAGAAAUACGAUAAACUGUUGGUGGCCCAGGUGAAGAUGGUACUGAAGGUUCUGUUUCUCUACAUCCCCCUUCCAAUGUUCUGGACUCUAUUUGACCAGCAGGGAUCCAGAUGGACACUACAAGCCACCACCAUGGAUGGAGACUUUGGUAUUACUGUAAUCCAGCCGGAUCAGAUGCAGACGGUUAACCCCAUCCUGAUCUUGAUCAUGGUUCCUGUCAUGGACAGUGUCAUCUACCCGCUCAUUAAAAAAUGUCACCUGAACUUCACGCCUCUGAAGAGGAUGACCGUGGGGAUGUUUGUGGCGGCGAUGGCUUUUGUUGCUGCUGCCUUGCUUCAGUUACAAAUUGAUCAAACACUUCCCCAGCUGCCGUCGGGAGCGGAAGGUCAGGUGAAGUUCGUGAACCUCAACAACGAGAAUCUGAGCGUGGCUAUUGAAGGAACAGAUUACAAUGUACCACCUUUCCAAGUUUCUGGCGACUACUUGACAUUUGACAAGCCAUUUAACGUUGCGUUAACAAAAAACAAUGUGACAAAAAAAGAUAAUUUGACCCUGAAGUCCCAGACCCGACAAACCACUCUAGUUGGCCCGAGUCUGGAUCUUAGAAUGGUUACAGACUUAACCCGGAAGCCGGAGGAGGGAAUGAACGCCGUCAGGUUUGUGAACGGUUUCGGCGCUGCUCUGAAUGUAUCAUUUGUCGGAACCAUCGAGCCACUGGACAUUUCCAACUACACCAACAUCAAACAGGGACCGGCAGAGUUUAGGAUCACCAACACUGGCGGUCAGUCCUGCCUCUAUAACAAACAGAUGGGCUUUGGCAGCUCCUUCACAUUUGUCAUACCGUCCACGUUCGAUAUCCAAAGCUCUAACUGUAAGCAGGCAAUCCAGGCUGUGGAGGACAUCAAGCCCAACACCAUCCAUAUGGGAUGGCAGAUCCCCCAGUACUUCCUCAUGACAUCGGGAGAGGUUGUGUUCUCUGUGACCGGCCUGGAGUUCUCCUACUCACAAGCCCCUAGCAACAUGAAGUCGGUUCUUCAAGCUGGUUGGCUGCUGACUGUUGCUGUGGGCAAUAUCAUUGUUUUGAUUGUGGCUGAGGCAGCCCAGCUUCCAGAUCAGUGGGCAGAGUACAUCCUGUUUGCAUCUCUCCUGGUGCUGGUGUGUAUAAUCUUCGGCAUCAUGUCCUACUUCUACACCUACACUGACCCGGCAGAGAUUGAGGCCCGAUUCGCCCUGCCAGAGUACGACCCAGAGGAGAAGAAGAAGAAGAAAGACAGCAUUGUGAUGGAGUGGAAGGAUUCUCUUAAGAGAAAGGUUUCAGGAAGCAGAAAAAGAAGCAACAGUAGCAAAGGAUCUGACAAGCAGGAUAAUGACGAACUUAAACAGAGCAGGAUGUAAAACUCCCUGUUCACGCCACAUCCUUCUUUUCCUGCCUAUGAAGGAUGUAAAACUCCCUGUUCAUGCCACAUCCUCCUCUUCCUGCCUCUGAAGGAUGUAAAACACCCGGUUCACGCCACAUCCUCCUCUUCCUGCCUCUGAAGGAUGUAAAACACCCGGUUCAUGCCACAUCCUUCUUUUCCUGCCUAUGAAGGAUGUAAAACUCCCUGUUCACGCCACAUCCUCCUCUUCCUGCCUCUGAAGGAUGUAAAACACCCGGUUCACGCCACAUCCUCCUUUUCCUGCCUCUGAAGGAUGUAAAACACCCGGUUCACGCCACAUCCUCCUCUUCCUGGCUCUGACGUAGAGACAAGGUCUUGGAGUGGAGAGACAUUGUACAUUUCUGCCAGUGGAACUCAAAUCUUGUAACAAUGUUGUAGAGGUUCUUCAUGAGAACCGUAAUUCUCCUACCUAGCAUUACAUAUGAAAUUUUACUUUCAUAUUGUAAAUAAUUGUUUAAGAUUUAUUUGCACCAUGUAGCAAAACCAACAUUACCAUGGCAUUUUAUUUUCCUUACCUUUUAUUCCUUCAUUAAUUUAACAUUUCUAUGUAUUUUAUAAUAUUACAUAUGUUGCUGUUGUUUUUUAUUUGACGAUUCUCAUAUGAUAUUGAUGAUGAUAUUAAUACCAAAUCAAGUUAGGCCCUGGCUAAGUUUGUCCCCAAGGCAAAAACCAUCAUCCUUACACUAAACCCUAACCAUCAAUAUUAGCAUAAACCCCAUUCUUAACCUUAUCCUAUCGUUUCACUUUCAAUGAUGUGAUGUCACAGUUCCAUUAAGGAAUGGCAGUUUAUAAUAUUUAAAGUUUAGAUAGUUUCACCACUUCAUCACACUCCAAACCACUAGAGAACAGUAGCUACAGAUAACAAGCCUCACCUUUUAUGGUUAUUUGGUAUGGUCUCACAAACUGCAUGGAUGGACUUAUGUGAAACUCCACUGAUAUCUGACUGAUGUAAAGCUCAACAUCUGAAAAUAAUUGACAAACUACAAGAAGCGUAUUAAACCGCUAAAGCAAAUGCUCUCAUCCAGA